Pezoporus occidentalis (night parrot) is the source of this 2298-nucleotide messenger RNA. It is a transcript of the gene RAP1GAP, whose product is annotated as RAP1 GTPase activating protein. Gene Ontology annotation, cellular component: membrane; cytoplasm. Gene Ontology annotation, molecular function: GTPase activator activity. Bases 286 to 2049 code for a protein of 587 amino acids. The record is from RefSeq and is a predicted model, not a curated record. Gene Ontology annotation, biological process: regulation of small GTPase mediated signal transduction; activation of GTPase activity. The transcript has 22 exons. Lineage: Eukaryota; Metazoa; Chordata; Aves; Psittaciformes; Psittacidae.
CCCGGAGGGGCCGCCCCGCCCCGCCGCACGUGACGCGGCGCGGUGGCUGCGAGCGCCGGGGCCCCAGCUCCGCUGCGCUCCGGUACCGGCUCCGCUCCGGUACCGGCCCCGGCCCCGCCGCCCCUCCGUAGGCUUCAGGGUUAACGCGGCUCAAGGGGGCUGUGGGGGAGCUCCCCCUCGCCCCCAGGAAGCGCCAUGGGCCCCCCAGGACCCCCCCGCACCACAUAGACCUGUCUGCACCCAGCACCGCCGCCCCCUCGGCCGCCCCACCCCGAGGGCAGCAGGAUGGCCCAGCAGCGCCACGCCGUCCCCCCGUCGCUCAAGACGGAAGAGGAUUACAUCCCCUAUCCCAGCGUGCACGAGGUGCUGGGCCGGGAGGGGCCGUUCCCCCUCAUCCUCCUGCCGCAGUUUGGGGGUUACUGGAUCGAGGGCACCAACCAUCAGCUGAGCGCGGCACCCGAGUCCCCCCCGACCCCGGCACCCAGCGGCCGGGCAAAGCUGGAGGGGAACCACACAGCCAAAAUCUACCGCAAGCACUUCCUGGGCAAGGAGCACUUCAACUACUACUCCCUGGACCCAGCACUGGGCCACCUCGUCUUCUCCCUCAAGUACGAUGAGCAGGAGCACCUCCAUCUGCUGCUGCGCACCCGUACCCGCACCCUGCACGACGUGGUGCCCAUCUCCUGUCUAGCUGAGUUCCCCAACGUGGUGCAGAUGGCCAAGCUGGUGUGCGAGGACGUCAACGUGGAUCGCUUCUACCCCGUGCUCUAUCCCAAGGCUUCCCGCCUCAUCCUCGCCUUCGACGAGCACGUGCUCAGCAACCACUUCAAAUUUGGGGUCAUCUACCAGAAGCUGGGGCAGACGUCCGAGGAGGAGCUCUUUGGCACCACGGAGGAGAGCCCGGCCUUCACCGAGUUCCUGGACGUGCUGGGGCAGCGGGUGCAGCUCCGAGACUUCAAGGGGUUCCGGGGGGGGCUGGAUGUGACCCAUGGGCAGACGGGCAGCGAGUCCAUCUACUGCCACUUCCGAGACAAGGAGAUCAUGUUCCACGUCUCCACCAAGCUGCCCUACACCGAGGGGGAUGCGCAGCAGCUGCAGCGCAAGCGCCACAUCGGCAACGACAUCGUGGCCGUGGUGUUCCAGGACGAGAACACCCCCUUCGUGCCGGACAUGAUCGCCUCCAACUUCCUGCACGCCUUCGUCGUGGUGCAGCUGGAGCAGGGCAGCGACCAGGGGCCCCUCUACAAGGUCUCCGUCACUGCCCGUGAUGAUGUCCCCUUCUUCGGGCCGCCGCUGCCCGACCCCGCUGUGUUCAGGAAGGGCCCUGAGUUCCAGGAGUUCCUGCUCACGAAGCUCAUCAAUGCCGAGUACGCCUGCUACAAGGCGGAGAAGUUCGCCAAGCUGGAGGAGCGGACGCGGGCGGCGCUGCUGGAGACGCUGCACGAGGAGCUGCAGGCCCGCAGCCAGGCCAUGCUGGGGCUGGGCCCCGAGGACGAGCGUGCGGACAACGGCGCGGCCGCGCCGGGCUUCUUCGAGUCCUUCAAGUCGCUGCUGGUGCCCGGGAGCCGGCGCGGACGCCGCGGCAGCGCCAUCGGGCUGGGCUCGGUGGAAGAGGCGCUGCUGGUGCCCGGGAAGAGCCCCUCGCGGCGGCGGCCCGGCCCGCUCGGCUCCCGCCGCUCCAGCGCCAUCGGCAUCGAGAGCAUCCAGGAGGCGCCGGCCGGCAGGGACGGCCCCGCCGCCACCCCCGAGGGCACCGGCUCCGCGCACAGCUCCCCCGAGAGCCAGCGGCACCAGGACAGGGAGAAGCCGGAGCCGCCGGAUUUCUCCCGCUCCUCCUCCAGCGGCAGCAGCUUCGGCAGCGCCCCCGAGGAGCCGAGCGAGCCGGGACGGGAGAACCGCUCCCCCUCGGGGACCCACCGCGACGCCUUCACCGACACCCCGUGGCCGGAUGAGCCCCCCGGCACCCCCACAGGCCGACGUCCCCCUGAGUCCCCCUGCCCCGAGAUCAAAAUCCAGCUGGAGCGGCCCCCCCCUCAUCCGGGCUCGUAGUUAACCCCCCCAAUCCCUGAGGGGGUGUCAACCCCCCCAUGUGCCAGGAGCUGAAGCCAUCGUCCCCAAUGUAGGAUAUGGGGGGACACCCCCAAAAAUGGGGGUGUCCCCACCCUCCAGACAAUCUCCAUCACCCCAAAUCCCCCUGGGGGGGUCGUGAUGGACCAUGAAGUCCCCCCCUUGCUGUCACCCCAAAAUGAAAAGCGGGUCCGACCCGAGCAUCACCCCCUCCCUAAGGAAAAUGGGGGC